AUGUUUGGAAUUGAAGGCGAAAGAGGUGGUAUUGAUAGAAUUGAAAAUGACAGCGUUGAUAGAAUUGAUGGAGAUGGUGCUAAAAAAGCGAGCACGGUAGUGAGAAGCGAGCAUAAGACGACAAUGAUGAUGGAGUUUUCAGCAUUAGAUCCUAAAAUUGGAAAACUUGAUCUUCCUGGCGUUGCCAAAUGUUUGAUUCAUUAUGCUCAACAAAAUGCCUUAGAUACACAUAAUCAGUUACAAUUACUUGCUAAUAGCACGACUGAUAACCGUACCAAAGAAUCUUACAUCUCAUGCUCAAAGUAUUACGACAAGGCUCUUUACUCUUUUGAUGAGGCCCUAAAAGAUUUAAAGGUCAAUAAUCCUGAUUAUUUAAAUAUUGAGAUUACAGCUGCUCGGCAAAAUGCAAAUGAUUGCAAAACUUUGGAUCUGAAAGAUGUCUUCAAACCUGAUCCAAAACUCAUUAUGAAGAUAGAUUUUCUUGAGAAUGUAUGUGGAAUUCUUUUAUCCAUUUCUGAUAUAUUACCAAAGUAUUAG
This is a messenger RNA of Arabidopsis thaliana (thale cress), 537 nucleotides long. Its product is annotated as Plant invertase/pectin methylesterase inhibitor superfamily protein. Lineage: Eukaryota; Viridiplantae; Streptophyta; Magnoliopsida; Brassicales; Brassicaceae. The coding region runs from base 1 to 537 and encodes 178 amino acids. The record is from RefSeq and is marked reviewed. The transcript has 2 exons. Gene Ontology annotation, molecular function: enzyme inhibitor activity; pectinesterase inhibitor activity.